AUGAUGGCACCACCUGUGGAUGAGGGGUCUGUUUUCGACUUCGUCGUUGUGGGCGGUCUUGUCUGGGACUUAGCUGGUCCCGCUGGUUCCGUCAUUGCGGCGCGGCUGGCCAAGACUUCCACAGCGCCUCAAGUGCUUCUGCUCGAGGCGGGCGAGCUCAAUGUCGAGCUAACGCACCGUGUCGCCGGGGCACGAUACACAUUCUGGAACACGGAGGAUGGUGCCAAGUACAACUACCGCUACAAGAGUGUGCCCGAGCCUGAGCUGGCCCGGCGCGAGUUGGUGUACGACCGUGGUCAUGGGCUAGGCGGCUCGACUAGCAUUAACAUAGGCCUCUGGGACUAUGGGCGUAAGGAAGAGAUGGAAGAAUGGGCGAGACUUGUGGACGACGAUGCUUGGACCUGGAACGGCCUGCUGACAAGGAUAAAGAAAAUCGAGCGCUUCCAUAAUGAUACACCUGCAGAGUUCAGGGAUGGCCCGGAUCCAGCAAAUCAUGGCACGAAUGGACCCCUUGACGUUACUCUUCCUUCUACUUGGACGCCUGGCUUACAGAUAGUCCUCGAUGGAGCAAAGAAGUACGGUUUUCCGGUGCUCUCGAGUCUGUAUUCGGGGAAUCUUGGGAUGGGGGUUGUUGCUUCCACGACGUAUAAAGGUUUACGAACGACGGCUGCCACAGCCUAUCUAACCGACGCGCCUUCCAACCUAUCUAUCAAGACCGGUUCUAUUGUUGCCCGGGUUCUAUUCGACGGCAAGAAGGCGGUAGGGGUGGAGCUCACCGAUGGCACUAAAUACUUCGCAUCUAAAGAAAUCAUCCUAUCCGCAGGCGCCAUCGAUACUCCCAAGAUCCUCCUCCUAUCGGGGGUCGGUCCCCAGGAAGAGCUAGCAAAACAUUCCAUCCCUGUUGUCUCGAAUCUCCCUGCAGUAGGACGGAACCUGAAAGACCAUUACUUAGUUCAAUUACAGGCUUUAGUUCGACCUGGCACGGUGCCUAACGUGAGCUUAAGCGACCUAGCUAGUUGGCAGGCGCAAUGGACUAAGGACCAGACGGGACCCUUGGCGCUGGACCCGGGCAUGUUGGCCUUGGGGUACUUCCAACUCGACAACCUAGCGACGUUCCCUGAGUUCCAGCAGCUUGAUGAGCGAACCAGGGCGAUCGUCCCAAUCCCGGGAGCUGAAAAGGGUAUCAUACAAGCCAGCGUCAUCCUGAUGAACGCCCAAUCUAGCGGCCGGGUCUCACUCAAGAGUUCCGAUCCUAUCACACCACCCAUACUCGAGCUGAAUUAUCUCCAGCAUCCGUAUGACCGUCGGGUAUACAUCGAGGCCAUUAAAAAGGCGGUGGAUUACAUGUUCAACUCCGACAUGCCCGUAACCGAACAGAUCCAGGGUCCAAAGAGCACGUCUGACAAUGACAUCUUGCAAUUCCUCCGGGAGCAUAUCGGACCCGCUUGGCACGCGUUGGGCACCGUCAAAAUGGGAAAGGUCGACGAGGACACGACCUGCGUUGAUCCUGAAUUUCGUGUCGUCGGUCUCAACAACCUGCGUGUCGCCGAUAUGAGUGCUAACUGUCAUGUCUGCAGCAACCACACCCAGUCGACCGCGUAUCUCAUUGGCGAGGUGGCCGCGGACAAAUUGAUCAAAGAGUACAACCUGUAG
Molecule: messenger RNA, 1653 nt
Organism: Penicillium lagena
Lineage: Eukaryota; Fungi; Ascomycota; Eurotiomycetes; Eurotiales; Aspergillaceae
Product: GMC family oxidoreductase
Exons: 10
Coding region: 1-1653 (550 amino acids)
Molecular function (GO): flavin adenine dinucleotide binding; oxidoreductase activity, acting on CH-OH group of donors
Source: RefSeq, a predicted model, not a curated record